Messenger RNA from Eremomyces bilateralis CBS 781.70, 6130 nucleotides. RefSeq names its product peptide synthetase. The transcript has a single exon. Gene Ontology annotation, cellular component: cytoplasm. The coding region runs from base 477 to 5852 and encodes 1791 amino acids. NCBI's taxonomy places the organism in Eukaryota, Fungi, Ascomycota, Dothideomycetes, Eremomycetales, Eremomycetaceae. Gene Ontology annotation, molecular function: phosphopantetheine binding; catalytic activity. The record is from RefSeq and is a predicted model, not a curated record. Gene Ontology annotation, biological process: amino acid activation for nonribosomal peptide biosynthetic process; secondary metabolite biosynthetic process.
GUUACUGAAGGCGGUGUCUCCGAAGACAGUAGCAAUGAACGAUCGCAAUGGACAUCAACAAUUAUUCCUCAUUUUGGUCUCAAGGAUGCCGACCAGCAGGCUGAUUUGAUCCUCUUGGCAUGGAUAUAUCUCCUUUAUCGGGGCGUGGGUAUCGGAGGUGAUAUUGCGCACAGUUGGGGCUUUUCUGUACCCCUCGAUAGCUGCAGCUUUGAUGCCCCAGAGUUGAUCGGUCAAUUGGUCGACGUAGUCGCCAGCAAUGACGAAGACAUUCCUAGAAAUCUGGAAGUCGUAUCGGCCAUGCGCCGGAAAGUUGCUUCAGGGGUUGGUCAAGGGAUGCCCAACAGGAGAGGGGUUGGCCUGUUUGCCAGUACAUCCGAUGCAGUGCUGCAUGAAGGCAAUGUACGUGAUACUGUCCUGUACUUCAAUUCUUCAUAGUGCUGACCUUCUCAUAGUGGCCGUUUGCCAUCGAAGUCAAGAUGAUCCAAGACGAAGUCAUGAUUCGUCCUACGCAAACUCCAUGCGACAUGUCAUCCGGAACAGUCUCCUUAUAUCUAUCCACUUGUAUGGACAUUCUAACGGGCCUGGCCUCGAAAAAAUUCCAUUCCGUUACGGAGGCGGUCCGUGUCGGGGAAAGUGAGUUGACUCAACUCUGGAAGUGGAACGGUACGGUUCCCGAAACGAUCAAACUUUGCAUGCAAGACAUCGUUUCCGAGAUCGCCCAUAAAUCCCCCGAUCGUCCCGCAGUCACUUCAUGGGACGGGGAUCUUACAUAUGGGGAGGUCGAUACCCUAUCAACGCAACUCGCGGUCAGGCUGUUCGAUCUUGGCGCCGGUCCCGGUCGAACCAUUCCUCUCUCCUUCGAAAAAUGCAAAUGGACAGUGGUUGCAUUACUUGCGGUCAUGAAGACGGGGAGCGCCGUCGUGCUCACGGACCCAAGUCAGCCAGAGGCAAGGUUGCGAACUAUCGCGACAGAAGUUAACGCCAGGUUGGUUGUAACUUCCCAAGCCCAAUCGAAACUCGGCGCCGCAAUCGCACCGAAUGCGACAGUUGUCGUGGUUGAUGACCAGUCAAUGCGGCCCGAGUUGUUGCCGGCAGUCGUUGAACUUCCUCCCGUCAAUCCCGUGUUGACCAUGUAUCUCCAAUUCACAUCUGGGAGCACUGGGAAGCCGAAAGGAGUCAUCAUUUCCCACACGAACUUCACCAGCGGGGCACUUCCGAGAGCAGAACUCGUUGGUUAUAAGCCGCACUCACGAGUGCUCGACUUCCCAUCCUAUGCCUUUGACGUCAGCAUUGAUUGUAUGCUUUGCACGCUUGCUAAUGGUGGUUGCAUUUGUGUUCCGUCCGAAGACGCACGCGUCAAUGAUCUCAGCGAAGCCAUACGAUCCAUGCGAGUCAAUAUGGCUCAUAUGACCCCGUCUGUGGCUCGGGUUCUGGACCCUGAUAUCAUGCCUUCCUUGGAAGUACUCGGACUCGGCGGUGAAUCAAUAUCUGCGAAGGAUGCCUCCGUUUGGAACCAGAAGACGAAACUGGUUAUUGCGUACGGUCCGUCGGAGUGCACUGUUGGCUGCACAAUAAAUAAUGAUAUCGGCCACGGAAAAUCAUAUACCAACAUCGGUAAAGGCGUUGGUGGUGUCACUUGGAUAGUUGAUCCUGAAGACCACAAUCGAUUGGUUCCUAUCGGCGCGGUUGGCGAGUUGCUCAUAGAAGGUCCCGUUGUGGGGCAAGGCUAUCUCCGUGAACCAGAAAAGACAGCCGAUGUGUUCAUCGAGAAUCCCGUGUGGCUGGAUGACGGAUACCGGACUGCCGCGGCUCGAUAUGGUCGGCUUUAUAAGACUGGAGAUCUUGUCAGAUACGAUCAAGAUGGCACCGGGGCCAUCGUCUUUAUGGGCCGGAAAGAUCAACAAGUCAAGCUUCGUGGUCAGAGGAUCGAACUGGCAGAGGUAGAGUAUCAUAUCGCAAGACAUCUUCCGUCGGGGACGAAGAUCACUGUGGAAGUUAUCACAGCUGCCGGUCCUGGCAGUGAACCCAUGCUUGCCGCUUUCAUCUCUGAACCGAAUUACUCGGAUGCCGCGGAUCCGACAGAUCUCCUCACCCACUUCUCUCCAGGCCUUGGAAAAUUGGUAGAAGUCAUUGAGACCAAGCUUGCGGAGGACCUUCCGAGUUACAUGAUACCCACCACAUACAUUCCGUUGAAAGAGAUGCCAUCUCUUGUCUCGCGCAAAACAGACCGCAAGAAGCUGCGAGAGAUUGGAUCCUCCUUUUCCAGACAAGAGCUGUCCAAAUUCAGGGUUAGUUCGACCGAAACCGUUGCGCCGCAGACUGAAAUGGAAAAAGGUCUUCAGCAACUUUGGAUGAACUUGUUCGAUUCGAAGGAUCAAAUCAGCUCUGGGGAAAACUUUUUCAGUGUCGGUGGCGAUUCUCUCCGGGCAAUGAAGUUGGUGGCAGCUGCACGAGCGGAGAGACUGGUGUUGACCGUCGCCGACAUCUUCCGUCAUCCAAUAUUACGGGACAUGGCUAGGGCUAUGGGUCGCGUUAGUGUCGAUGCGAGCACCGAAGAAUCGGCUCCAUUCUCCUUAAUUGGGCCAACGUGGAACAUUGACGACGCUCGUCUCCAAGUGGGGAAACUGUGCGGUCUGGCACCGCAUCAGAUUGAGGACAUAUACCCUUGCACCCCAUUGCAAGAGGGCCUCAUGGCACUUUCUGCAAAGGUCAACGAGGCCUAUGUCGCGCAAAGGGUGGUCCCACUACCAGAUCUCGCAUUUGCUAAGAGGCUACAAGCCGCUUUCGAGACUGUAGUGGCCGACUCUCCGAUCAUGCGCACCCGGAUCAUCCAGGUCCCCGGCCAUGGUCUCAUGCAAGCGGUUGUAAAUGAGAGCAUCAGUUGGAGAUCUGGAGCCAAUCUUCAAGAAUAUCUGCAGCAAGAUGCUGAAGAGGCAAUGGAUCUUGGCACGCCUCUUGCCCGAUACGGUGUUGUCGCAGACCCAUCCAGCACAAAUGGUGAUGCGGCUGGCAAUAUACAAUUCGUCUUGACGAUGCACCACGCGCUUUACGAUGGCUGGUCUAUGCCGCUGAUUGUGGAGCGGAUAAACAAGGCCUUCAAUGGCCAGAAAAUCGUCCGCUCAGCUUCGUUCAAGCAGUUCAUUCAACACCUUGCUUCACAGGACAAUUCUGAAUCCAGCCAUUUCUGGCGUGACCAGUUGGAGGGAGCAACAGGGCCACAGUUUCCGGCUCUGCCGUUCGCAGGAUAUCAACCACAGGCAGAUUCCUUGCUCGAACACUACGUACCUAUCACGAAGAAUGUGGCCUCCAAAACCACUCUGGCGACCGCUAUCCGUGGAGCAUGGGCGUUCAUUGCUGCUCAAUACACUGGAUCUAGUGAUGUAGUAUUUGGCGAGACUCUGACCGGCCGAAACGCCGCGAUCCCUGGUGUGGAGGAAAUCGAAGGUCCAAUGAUCACCACAGUGCCGGUCCGAGUCACCGUUGACCGUGGCGCAUCCAAGUUGGAUUACUUGCAAGCGAUCCACCAGCAGACAGUCCUGCGCAUUCCUCACGAACAUAUGGGGCUGCAGCACAUCCGAAGGCUCAGUCUGGACGCCUUUGACGCGUGCGAGCUGAGGACUGGCAUGGUCCUUCACCCGAGUACCGAAGAGGCCAUCACCCAAUCGCUGGAGAGUGAGCCUGCUAAUGGCUUUGUCCCAGCUGGAGACGAAGACGCUGCUCGGGAAGCGCUCAAGUUCAACUCGUACGCGCUCAUGCUCGUCUGCUCACUGGACUCGAACGGUUUCCUCACCAUGGCAAGCUUUGAUUCCUGUACAGUCGGAAAGCCUUUGAUGGAGAAAAUCUUGAAAGAGUUCGGACAAGUUGUUCAGGACCUUUGUGCUGAUGAUCGUAGCCUUCUUGGUACCAUUGAUGUUCUCACCGAUGUGGAACGAGCGGAGAUUCGGGAACUGAGCGGAGCACCAUUACUCCCCAGCGAGAAAGAUCUGCACAGCUUUGAAUCAUCAGGGUCGAGCUGGAUCGUCUGUCCUACCGAUCCAGACGCCCUGGUGCCGAUCGGUGCGGUUGGUGAGCUGCUGACAGGGCGUCCGACAAGUCACACCGACGACGCUUUGGAGCCGCAAUGGGCGAAUGUUCAGUCAACCGACGGUGCAAAUCAUCAGCUGCGACUGUAUAAAACUGGGUAUCUUGCGAAGUUCGCAGACAACAGCUCAAUAGUGAUUGUUGGAAAGACGAGCGACUUGAAGAGGCUGAGGACGGAUAUCCAAAAAUCUCAAGGCAAUACCGAAUGGGCCCCGGUGACAUCGGCGAAGCAGGAAAAGCUACGAGGUCUAUGGAGCCGACUUCUAGGCAUCACGGAGACUGAGAUCGGAUUGAAUGAUAGCUUCAUCGACAUCGGCGGGGACUCCAUCAGUGCCAUGAAGCUGGUAUCCGAAGCGCGGAUCGCCGGCCUCAAAUUGACGGUCGCCCAAAUCUUCCGUUUCAGGCAACUCAAGGAUCUAGCUGAUGUCGCAGAAGACACCCAGUCCGUGAAAACUGUCCAAGAGACAUUCUCGCCGUUCGGGACGCUCCAAAUUCCAGACGUUGACUCGUUUGUUGCGACAGCUGUCCGCCCUGCAUUGGCCCGGAAUGACUGGAAGAUCGUCGAUGUUCUCCCUGCUCGGCCUCUACAAGAGAUUGCAGUCAAGGGAACCACCCAACUGCCACGAUAUUCGGCUCGGUACGAACUAUUCCACUUUAGUGCUUCCGUAGAUGGCACGAAGCUGCUCAGGAGCUGUAAUGAUUUGGUGGCCCAAAACGAAAUCCUCAGAACAGUCUUCAUCGAACACGAAAGCGCAUGCUACGGUGUAGUCGUGGAGGAUAUCGAGGUCCCUAUUGUCGAAUACGAGAUCGAGGGAGAUGUCCCGUCCUUCGCGCAGAAGUUGUGUGAAUUGGAUAUUCAAACGAGAAUGCCGAUGGGAUCGCCCUUCCUCAAGUUCUUAUACAUCAAGGGCGAUCGCAACCAAAGUUGUCUGAUGAUGAGAAUUUCUCAUGCGCAGUAUGACGAGAUCUGUCUCCCAAUCCUACUACAGCAGCUGUCGGCCUUGUUCAACGGUACACCGGUCCAGGAAGCUGUUCCAUUCUCCAGAUUCGUCUCACAUGUCGUCCGUACGAAUAUUCCCCAGAGCCUCGAGUACUGGAGACAAACCCUGCAAGGUUCCUCGAUGUCUGUCCUCAGACCCGAUAUCCCCCUGACGUCUAAAGAGUCAGCCAGUGUCCACAAGGCCAUCGACAUCUCCUCGAGACCGAAAGGAAUCACCAUCGCAACGCUUCCGACAGCCGCAUGGGCGCUCUGCCUGGCGCGGCGUCUCUCGUCUCGAGAUGUGACAUUCGGUGAGGUUGCCAGCGGACGCAACUUGGAGCUUCCAGACUGCGAAGCCGUGAUGGGACCAAGCUGGCAAUACGUUCCAACCAGGGUGAAAUUUGAAUCCGACUGGACUGUGCUCGACUUGCUUCAAUCGAUCCAGCACCAACACAUCUCGCGGACGCGGUACGAAGGCAUCGGACUGAAGGAGAUUGUCAAACAUUGCACCGACUGGCCAGAGACCGUUGACUGGUUCGACACGGUCGUACAUCAAGAUGUCGAACAUGUGGAGCAAAUGGCAUUUGGAUCGACCCCUUGCAGGAUGGAGACGAUCUAUCCGCACCUUGAGCCUCUGCGAGAAUGGAAGAUCCAGGCGUUCAUCAAAGGGGAUGAGAUGAUAUUGGAGAUUGUGACAUUCGAGUCUUGGAUAGGUUUUGCAGCCACUCUUCUCGAAGAGCUGGAGUCGGCCAUGCGACACCUGCUCGAACCAUCGUCCCUGCUAUUUUCCUAGUGCUCGCGCCGAUACGCUGUUGGUCAUAGAUAUCGUCCAUGUGGUAAGGUGUUUUUGUGACGGUCAUGGGGUUUGGAUUUUAAUGCAUGAUAUUUUCGGAGGCGUUUGAUUCUGUCCUAAUAUUGGAAAAAUAUAUUUCUUGCAGAUUCGCAUCGCGUUACCAUAGUGCUGGAGGUAGAUACUCGAGCUUGUUGCUUUCCAAACACUGUAUAUCUCUCCAUGUCCGUGGCGUGAAUGCGACGAACGAAUCCACACGCACCGACUGAGGGGAUUUCAUG